UCCGCGCAUACCUCGACGACACUUGCGCCCUCGCUUCUCCACCUCUUGCGCCGGCCCUCCAUCACCUACAUCCCGCAAGCCUGCAAGCUGGCCAAUUACGCGACGCCGCCAGUCUCGCCCUUGGGGUACCGGGCUCUCGAACCGCCCUUCAGUCUGCAGUACAAAGGCGGGCUGGUUGGGAUGGACAAUGACCGCCGGCCACGGCAUACUCCCUCAGGUUACGCGAGCCAGCAAGGCACGCUCCUUCCACCACAGGCGUCGUAUCCAGUGGUAAGCGCACCCGAUCGCUUCAGGCAGCCGCCCUUGACAGCUCCUGCCCCACCUACCUCCGUCCCCUCUUCCGGAAGUCGCGCCAGCUCUCAGAGUUACGGUUACGCUUACGGUGAAGGUGCACAGUUUGGCUCAUCGAUUCAAGCAUCCCCCGUAGCCUAUGCCACCCAGGACUAUGCUGCCGAACAGCAACAACAGGCUCAGCGUGCACCCCAGCAGUACUCGCCCUACGGCCAGAACAUAAUGUACAGCGUGCCCGGCGCCCAGGCUUCGGCGCAAGCCUCGUCGCAGUAUGAGCCUGUGGAACAGUACCAGCAGAAUAGGGACUCGGCUAUACAGGUCCUGAGCACCGGCUUUGGCGUGGCACAACCGCAGUACUAUGAGAGUGGGCCCACGAGCGCACCUGCCUCUGCCAUCGCGGCGCAAAACGUUCCUUCUCAGUAUCCUUCGUUAGGUUAUUCAGCACCGCAAGCCCAGGUCGGCCGAGAAGCACUUGCGCCUGCCUACUCUGCCGCUGGCAUGACGGACCCCCAUCAGGCGCCCUCUCAAGGGGCCUACUCCCAGGGCAACUACAGCGAGCCCCAGCCAAACAGUGGCAAUGAGUACGACGACUUUUACAGAAACUACCAGAACGAGCUCAAGAAGACAUUUGAGCAUGUACGUGACGGUCGCCUCAGCGAAGCCGGAACACUGCUCUUUAGAAUGUCCGACUGGCUACUGCAUUGGGCUGAGACGCUGGCAGGCCUAGUACGCGACGACGAAACCUACUACCAGCAGCGUUUGCAGUUGUGGGAAGAAUUCAACACCUGCUGGCUCACUACACUGCAAAAGCAGAAGACCAUGACGCAGGAAAUGACCACGACGGGCCAGCGACCACAACCGCCAAAAUCGCUGAUCGACUAUGAGUUUCUUGAGAAGAUGGGCACCCAACUCGUCAAGAAUUGCGACGCCAUGGAGAAGCACGGUCUUGUUGACUACCAAAUGGGUGUAUGGGAAGAGGAAAUCGUAGCGAUGUUGACUUCCUGCAUGGACCUCCUCGAAGAAGUCGGCGCUGGUCCCUCAGUACAACGACCUACGUCUACCGCGCGCCGGCGGUGA
This is a messenger RNA of Alternaria burnsii, 1368 nucleotides long. RefSeq lists its product as uncharacterized. NCBI's taxonomy places the organism in Eukaryota, Fungi, Ascomycota, Dothideomycetes, Pleosporales, Pleosporaceae. The transcript is spliced from 3 exons. The record is from RefSeq and is a predicted model, not a curated record. The annotation marks the transcript as partial.